Molecule: messenger RNA, 1205 nt
Organism: Chelonoidis abingdonii (Abingdon island giant tortoise)
Lineage: Eukaryota; Metazoa; Chordata; Testudines; Testudinidae
Source: RefSeq, a predicted model, not a curated record
UGCCAGCCAAGGAUAACAAGCUUGUGGAUAGAGGGGAAGCGGUAGACAUGGUAUAUUGUGACUUCAGUAAUGCUUUUGAUGCUGUCUUGCAUGAGCUUCUCCUAAACAAACUAGAGAAGUACAGCUGGGACGGAACUACCAUUAGGCUGCAGUGUCAUGUCCCAUCCUCCCAGGGAAGAGAGAUGGCUGCCGUGGGGCCAGCUCAGGUUGGGAUUAUCGGGGAGUUGCUGGUGGACUCCUGUUGGCGGCAGAAGGGCAGUAAAGCCAUAGGAGGGUUCCCACUUCCCAAACCCGAUGUCAUCUCCCAGGUGGAACGAGGGGAAAAGCCGUGGGCCCCAGAUCUCCAGAGCUCAGAGGAAAUAGAGAUCCUGAGAGGCAGCUGCAUGGCAGGUGAGGGGAUGGUGAGAGAGACUAUGGAGCAGACGCCUCAGCAGGAAGAGGAGCAAGUGGAAGCACGUGGGGCAUUGUUGCAAAGAUGCAAAGGGAGUGUGUCCAUGAGUUGUGAGCAGGGAAAAGGCUCUCAGGGGCAGCACAGGCCAGAGAAGUGGCAGGGAAACCAACCAGCGCAGAAAGUUGGAAUAUCCGUUAAUUAUCGGGAAACUCACAAAGACCUCAAGGAAGCCACGGCCCAGCAGAGAAUCCUUACGGGAGAGAGAAAUAACAUGGGCUUUGAGAGUGGGAAAAAGUUCAGGAGACACUCACACCAUCAGAGAAUCCACACCGGAGUGAGACCCUAUGGAUGCUGCGAGUGCGGGAAAACCUUCACUGAGCGCUCAACUUUUAUUCGCCAUCAGAGUAUCCACACAGGGGAGAAACCCUAUGGAUGCUGUGAGUGCGGCAAAACCUUCACUCAGCAUUCAAAUCUCAUUGCGCAUCAGAGGAGUCACACAAGGGAGAAACCCUAUAAAUGCUAUGAGUGUGGGAAAACCUUCUCUUGGCACUCAGCCCUUAUAAAACAUUGGAGGAUCCACACAGGUGAGAAACCGUACAAAUGCCGUGAGUGCGGGAAAACCUUCAUUGACAGCUCACACCUUACUUGCCAUCAGAGAAUCCACACACGAGAGAAACCCUAUGGAUGCUGCGAGUGCGGGAAAACCUUGGCUCGGAAAUCUGGCCUUAUUACACAUCAGAAGAUCCACACAGGGGAGAAACCCUAUGAAUUCCGUGACUCUUAUGUAUCACCAGAGAAGGUGCAAGGGAGAUAA